Messenger RNA from Xenopus laevis (African clawed frog), 1979 nucleotides. It is a transcript of the gene tapt1.S, whose product is annotated as transmembrane anterior posterior transformation 1 S homeolog. The record is from RefSeq and is marked provisional. NCBI's taxonomy places the organism in Eukaryota, Metazoa, Chordata, Amphibia, Anura, Pipidae.
GGUGAGAAGAGCUCGGAGUAGUUGGGGUGGCCGCCGGGGGUGGGGAUGGCGGAUGCGGCUAUGAGCGGAGAGGAAAAAGAGGAGGAUGGGGGCAAACGUACAACGGCGGCAACACCAGCGGAGACCCUGGGCUUCUACGAGCCGAGUGACGGGAGCCGUGUAGAGACGAAGAAGCGGAGCUUGUCAGAUCUUUCGUUGCUGAGAUUCAUCAGUGCUGAGCUAACAAGGGGAUAUUUUCUUGAGAAUAAUGAAGCAAAAUACAAAGAAAGAAGAGAAAAAGUGUACACCUGCUUGCGAAUACCGAGAGAGCUGGAAAAGUUGAUGGUAUUCGGCUUCUUCCUUUGCCUUGAUGCUUUCCUGUACGUGUUCACGUUGCUUCCUCUGAGGGUACUACUGGCGUUGAUUAGGUUCCUUACUCUACCAUGUUGUGGAUUAAGUGAUGGGCGGGUGCUUCAGCCUGCACAAGUAUGUGACGUUCUAAAAGGAGUCAUCCUGGUGAUCUGCUACUUCAUCAUGCACUACGUCGAUUACUCUAUGAUGUACCACCUAAUACGAGGGCAGUCGGUGAUAAAGCUGUAUAUUAUAUACAAUAUGCUGGAGGUUGCAGAUCGGCUCUUUUCAUCUUUUGGACAAGACAUUUUAGAUGCGCUUUAUUGGACAGCAACGGAACCCAAGGAGAGGAAGAGAGCCCAUCUGGGUGUUAUACCUCACUUCUUCAUGGCAGUAUUGUAUGUCAUUUUACAUGCGAUCCUCAUCCUUGUACAAGCUACAACACUUAAUGUGGCUUUCAACUCCCACAACAAGUCACUGCUCACCAUCAUGAUGUCCAAUAAUUUUGUUGAAAUAAAAGGGAGUGUUUUCAAGAAAUUUGAAAAGAAUAAUCUCUUCCAGAUGUCAAACAGUGACAUAAAGGAGAGAUUCACAAACUAUGUGCUUCUUCUGAUUGUGUGCCUAAGAAACAUGGAGCAGUUCUCAUGGAAUCCAGAUCACCUGUGGGUGUUAUUUCCUGAUGUCUGCAUGGUAAUUGCUUCUGAGAUUGCAGUGGAUGUUGUCAAACACGCCUUCAUAACAAAGUUUAAUGACAUCACUGCAGACGUGUAUAGUGAAUACCGAGCCAGUCUUGCCUUUGAGCUAGUGAGCAGUCGCCAGAAAAAUGCUUGUACUGAUUACAGUGACUCUGUUUCCAGGAGAAUGGGCUUCAUUCCUCUCCCAUUAGCUGUUCUACUCAUCAGAGUGGUCACCAGCUCAGUUAAGGUACAGGGAAUCUUGGCCUAUUCCUGUGUUGUCCUUUUCUAUUUUGGACUGAUCACCUUAAAAGUACUUAACAGCAUUGUCUUGUUGGGGAAAUCAUGUCAGUAUAUCAAGGAUGCAAACAUGGAAGAGAAGUUAUUUCAACCACCCACCUGCCAACCAGGAAAAACACCCAAGAAAGCCCAAAACAAAUCAAAACCAAACCAAGGCCAUCCCCCAGAUGAUACUGCCAAUACUUCAGUAACCAGCCAACCUACCAAAGCCGCGAGCACAGCGCAACUUCUCGUGGAGAGCAAUUCUGAUAAACUUCUGACCACGCCUGAUGCAGAGGAAAAAGACAUUUCGGGAGACAAUUCAGAACUGAAGCAGAAACAGGCCGAUAAAGAUUUGCUCGACAUCGACCGGUUUACUAUUUGUGGAAACAGGAUUGACUGAUUUCCCAUGGCUUGAGCCGCUUGAACACGAGUAAGGUCGCUGGAUUUGGCACUCGCGAUAUUUAUUUUUUCAUUGUUUUAAAUUAUUUCUUCAGGUAAAUUUCCUUUUAUUGAAAACGCGCUUUGGAGUUGGCUCAAGGCGUUCCACGGUAUUAUUACGAUUGAAGUGAAAAUUAGAUUCCCCCCCAAUUUUUAAGACUUUGCUUUUAAGCUUGGCUGGACUUCAGUUUCACUGUGAUGGAAUGGAAUGACUUUGCAAAUCUGCACUUUGAACAAAUCAAAUAAAAAAAAAAA